This is a messenger RNA of Dichotomopilus funicola, 855 nucleotides long. RefSeq lists its product as uncharacterized. The transcript has a single exon. NCBI's taxonomy places the organism in Eukaryota, Fungi, Ascomycota, Sordariomycetes, Sordariales, Chaetomiaceae. The record is from RefSeq and is a predicted model, not a curated record. The coding region runs from base 1 to 855 and encodes 284 amino acids.
AUGACCCAGAUCGUUAGCUUCACUGUAUUUAAUGACCUCCCCCUCGAGCUCCGCCAGUUGAUAUGGCACUUCGCCCUGCCGGAGGACGAGCCCGAGGUUCUCAUCGUCCGGGCCGACCAUCUCGAUAUCAAGGGCCGGCAAGUAAACCCGGAGCCUAUGUUGGUCCAAACGGUAUUUCCGGCGCUCAUGCACACAUGUCGGGAGUCGCGCGAGUACACCCGCAACCUAAGCGGCAUCAUCUUCCAGUACAUGCCACCGGCCGGCUGUGAUGUGCCGUACCGUCUCUUCCGGCCCGAGCUGGACACCGCCUUCUGGGACGAGAACGUGCAGAAUUCCCUCUGGGCAUCCUACUUUGAAGCCGGUCAUGACAAGUGGUUGGCACAGCUCCGUCACUUGGCCGUCCCCUCAGCGACGGCCUUUGUGGGACAGCACAUGACCGAGUGCAUCAUGGAGCACUGCCCACGGCUGCGGACGUUGUCAGUGGUCUUCCCGGACUCGACUGAUUACAACCGGGUGCGGACGCGCUUUGAGGAGCCAACGGCGAGACGUGCGAGGCUGGUUGAGAUUCCCGGCGACCACGCCCGCCGCACAAUGGUCGUCUUCGACACCUGGCACUAUGACCCGACGUACCGUAUCCCGCUCUACGACUUCCUGCUCCUGUUCUGCAGCGAUCUCAACGAUCACAGGAACGCCUUUUACGCCCCCCACGAUGUGUGCCUUGGCCAAGCGUGGACAAUCCGAACGGACGACGAUGGGAAGAGGCCGCGUUGUUUCCUCCAGACUUUUGUCGAAUGGAAUAGUGGGAGGUGGGUGGAAGCCUGCGGGGGGAGGAAGCUGGCAAGCCCCGGAGGCUAG